Messenger RNA from Neoarthrinium moseri, 765 nucleotides. RefSeq lists its product as uncharacterized. Bases 1 to 765 code for a protein of 254 amino acids. NCBI's taxonomy places the organism in Eukaryota, Fungi, Ascomycota, Sordariomycetes, Amphisphaeriales, Apiosporaceae. The record is from RefSeq and is a predicted model, not a curated record. The transcript has 2 exons.
AUGUUUCUCGCAUGGUGCAAGGAGAACGAUGCAGAGAAGCUUGGUUCCAGCCUCGAUAACCGAUCUGCAACUGCAGCUGAGAUGGGACGUAUUCAACGCACCAGAGUCUUCAUUUACGACAACAUUCACGUUACUAGCCAUCCUCCACAAGGUCACUCUUUCGCACCAUUCUUUUCCAAAUGUUCCCCUUGGGAAAAUGCCCAGUUAGGCUCCAUCGUUCACUUCCUUGGCGCCCGUAUUGCAACUGAGCGAGCAGAGAUCAUCAAUGAGGUACUGCAGCUACGCGACGGAGUACGGGACAUUAAUAUUCUCAAUUAUCUACCGUCGGAACUGGAUCAUGUGAUGUCUUGGAUAAGGGUCCAUGGUACGCCGGUCGAUGUACUUCCUUACAGUGAGAAGCCAUACUACGACGAAAAUGAUACAGGCCCUGAGGAUAUAUACCGGUGGUCGAACGGUUUGGAAAGUGCUACAGGGGGCGGAGACUACUGCCUAGCGGACACACUGUUAUAUUCUCAAGAUCGUGGCUUGCACUCGUUCAUGAAUUUUGACGACUGGCCUUUAAGGCGCACAGGUUAUGCCAUGUGGGACAGAUCUCGCCUGGAUUCCAUAGGCAUCUUCAAUGAGCCUUGGCUAGGAGAGGAGCAAGAGGUCCCGCCGGAGGUCAUUGAUUACGACCACAAAUCCUUCGAUGCCUCCUGCGCUGAACGAAAACGACUGUGGUUGGCUGGAGCAAGCGGUUGGUGGGCUGCUGGGAAUACAAGUUAG